AUGAUUCUAACUUCAGAGAUGAGUCCAAACUACAGUGAUUCAACUACAUUGGGUUCGGCAACUACAUGGAAUACGCCAACGUCAAACAUAGAGGGCCUAACUAUUGGUUCAACCGUUGCUGCACUCAAACACACAACCACGAGUUUCAUCGAGGCGAUUACGCUUGGCACGACGCUCAAUGAUACGCUCGACACAUCCGUUGCUACAACGGAGCUAUUCACCGUUAGGGAGGCAAAUGACACCGAUCCAGAUGCCUUGUUCAUACACCCUCAUUGGCGGCAGUUCGAUAUUGAAGGAAUCCCCGCCAUUUGGCACUAUGCUGUCGGCAUAUUCAUCACGAUUGUUGGGAUCACUGGCAUGACAGGAAACUUCCUCGUGAUUUAUAUGUUUUCAUCGGUGAAGGCACUUCGUACUCCACAAAACAUGCUUCUGAUCAACCUGGCGAUUAGCGACUUCACGUUCUCAGCAGUUAAUGGGUUCCCCCUACUGACAAUUUCUAGUUUCAACCAGCGCUGGAUGUGGGGAAACGCCACAUGUAAGUUCUAUGCCUUCAUUGGUGCGGUUUUUGGGUUCAUGUCCAUCGACACCCUAGCUGUUAUAUCUUACCAGCGUUAUAAGGUGAUAAAGCGCCCUAUGGAGGCCGUUGUGAAGAUGACACACAAGCGAACGGCCGUUUGGAUCUUAGCUAUAUGGAUAUGGGCAGUUGGUUGGAGCCUUCCACCAUUCUUCGGCUGGGGUGACUACAUCCCUGAAGGCUUUCAAACAUCGUGCACAUUCGACUAUUUGACCCUUAAUAUCAACAACAUAACAUUCAACCUGACCAUGUAUAUGAUCCAUUUUGUGCUGCCUGUUGGUUUCAUUACAUACAACUAUGUUGGGAUCGUUCGGGCAGUUCUGAAGCAGAAAAGAAUCCUAAAAGAUCAAGCAAGUAAAAUGAAAGCGAAGAUGACAUCAGCCGAUAAGCGUUUCAGCACCGAGAUUUCAUUGGCUCGUACGUGUUCCAUUCUAUGCGUGCUUUACUUGCUCUCCUGGGGUCCGUAUGCGACGGUUGCUCUUGCAGCUUUGCUGAAUUACCAAACGUACGUAACCCCAUUCGUCUCUGAGCUCCCCGUCAUGUUCGCAAAGGCCUCUGCGUGUUAUGAUCCGAUCGUCUACGCCCUGUCCCACCCUAGAUUCAGAACAGAACUCUACCGAAAGUUCCCCUGUCUAUGCUCUUGUCUACGGCCACCUCCCGGGUUCGGUUCUACGGCUAACAGCCACGGUCGCACUGAUUCUAGGCACGGCAGCCAAAUGAGCCAAAGCAGCGUUACGGAAACAUCUGUAGAUCAUGUCCCUAUGCCGAACAAAAACAAAUUGAAGCGUUCGGUCAAGAAGGUACAGAACAGCAUACGACAGCAGAAGCAAACGUUGGCGGCAAAGACUGAUGGUGGUAAGGACAACGCUGCGUAUGUUGCAGAUGAGGAAGCAAAUAGUAAGAAGAAAUCUGGUGAGAAUGAACUGAAGACGAUAUCAGGGGCAGUGGAGGAAACAGAGGCUGGUGCUAGUGAGAAGAAUAACCAAGCAGUAGAUGCAACUACAGAGCUGUAACUAAGAACAAACUUUGAAGUAUUUUCUUAACGGUACUGGCACCGAGACAGUUGAUUGUAGCGUAUUACGAGGAAACGAUAGUAUUGUGUACGAGAAAACGUCUGAGAUUUUCCAGUGGCUAUGAACAUGGGAUCCAAUUUUAUAGCUUGAUAUCAUGAAUUACCAGGAAAAGAUCGUGUUGUGUACAUUAGAAAAGCC
Messenger RNA from Owenia fusiformis, 1785 nucleotides. Lineage: Eukaryota; Metazoa; Annelida; Polychaeta; Sabellida; Oweniidae. The record is from the annotation of a GenBank genome assembly.